Messenger RNA from Danaus chrysippus (African queen), 654 nucleotides. The record is from the annotation of a GenBank genome assembly. Lineage: Eukaryota; Metazoa; Arthropoda; Insecta; Lepidoptera; Nymphalidae.
AUGAUAAAUAUUGAGAAUGACAAUUUUGAAUCAGUUAAUACCAAUGCCAAAAGGGCUAAAAUAACUGAUUGCAUGGAAAAUGAAACAGAACAACUAGGACCAGGGACUUCAGGUUUCAACAAAAAGCCAUGCUUAAAAAACGACCUGGCUAUGAUGUUAGAUUCGUCGAGUGAAGACGAAAGUCAAGAUGAGCCAGAAAGUAGUAGCGUUGAAGCUGUAUUAAAAAAAGAGUUACUUGCUUACCGUACUAAAAAAAGAAUAAAUGUGAGUGAAAAUCCUUUAAACUGGUGGAGUGUACAUCGAGGGGAAUUCAAGAUGCCUCGUAAUUAUAAAAGAAAAACCGAAACUAAAUACAGCUUAGAGGAUCUCAAAAGGGCUAUAGUCGAUGUUCAAACUAAGAAACUCAGCAUUGGCAGAGCAGCAAAUACUUAUAGUAUUCCAAAAACUACAAUUUAUGAUUAUUUAAAGAAGUCACCUAUAAAAUUACCAAGGACUGGACGAAGACUGCUCUUCACAGACCAGCAAGAAAAGGAAUUGGUCGACUAUAUCAUAAAGUGCAGUACUUUAUUAUGGUCUAACCAUAAAAAAAAAUUCGUCAGAUUGCGUAUCAAUAUGCAGAGAAGAACCGUCUGCCUCACAAAUUCGACCGUGUGA